Molecule: messenger RNA, 864 nt
Organism: Sphenostylis stenocarpa
Lineage: Eukaryota; Viridiplantae; Streptophyta; Magnoliopsida; Fabales; Fabaceae
Source: the annotation of a GenBank genome assembly
AUGCCUAAGUGUUCUGAAGAAGAGAGUGAGGAUAUUAAAAAAAUGGAGAAAGUGACCAAGGUGUUGUUGGUGAUGUUGGCCAUGGUGGUGUUGCUGCAUGCUUGGGAUGUGGAAGGAGGAAGAUUACUUAAGGAGGAGGAGAAUGUGGAUCAGCCCCAGAACUUCAUCGGACCCGGAGGCCUUGGAGGGAUAUUUCCGAGCCCAAGCCCAGGUUUCAGCUUCACCGGUGUGGGCUUUGGCCCAAACGGGUUUUGCACUUUCCCUGGUGGCUGUACCCCUACUUUGCCCACUCUCCCCGGAGGUGGUGUGGGCUUGAAACUAGAGGAGAAUGGAUACCUUCAUGUUCAUAUAUAUGAUGCAGUGUUUGAUGCCUCUUGGAGCAAGAGGCUGAAAGCAAGAUUGCCUAUGAGACGUGCACCAAGACUAACUUGGUCUUGCUCUGGGGUCCAUGGCCACCUCACCAAGCGACCAGAACUCAUAGGAGCUGGUGAUCAGGGUUACAUUUUUGGCUAUGCCACAGAUGAAACAGCUCAGCUUAUGCCUCUCAGUCAUGUCCUUACAACCAAUCUCAGUCAUGUCCUUACAACCAAGAAUGGUGCCCGGGUCACCGAAGAGUGCGAGAAUGAGACCAGUCUUUGGUUGAGACCUGAUGGAAAAACUCAUGUCACUGUUGAAUAUGCUAAUGAUAAUGGUGCUAUAUGGCCCGGUAUGUGUCCAAACUGUUUCGUAUUUACUUGGCAUGAUGAAACUGUUACUAAUGAUGAGAUUGUUGCAGACCUGAAAGAGCAUGUUAUUAAGCCUCUUGUUCCUGCCACCUGGUUUAGGAGUCAAUUUUCCAUCUCAAUCCAUCUAGUCGUUUUGUGA